This is a messenger RNA of Rhea pennata, 663 nucleotides long. RefSeq names its product sodium/potassium transporting ATPase interacting 1 (gene NKAIN1). The record is from RefSeq and is a predicted model, not a curated record. Bases 46 to 663 code for a protein of 205 amino acids. Gene Ontology annotation, biological process: regulation of sodium ion transport. NCBI's taxonomy places the organism in Eukaryota, Metazoa, Chordata, Aves, Rheiformes, Rheidae. The transcript is spliced from 6 exons.
CGCCACGGUGAGGGAAGCGCGCGGCUCCGCGCUUCCUGGGAAGCCAUGGGGAGAUGCACCGGGAGAUGCACGCUGGUGGGAUUCUGCUGCCUGCAGCUGGUCGCGGCGCUGCAGCGGCAGGUCUUCGACUUCCUGGGCUACCAGUGGGCGCCCAUCCUGGCCAACUUCGUGCACAUCAUGGCCGUCAUCCUGGGCAUCUUCGGCACCGUCCAGUACAGGUCCAGAUACCUCAUCGUGUACGCGGGCUGGCUCGUGCUGUGGGUCGGCUGGAACGCCUUCAUCAUCUGCUUCUACCUGGAGGUGGGGCGCUUGUCCCAGGACCGCGACUUCGUCAUGACCUUCAACACGUCCCUGCACCGCUCGUGGUGGAUGGAGAACGGCCCCGGCUGCCUGGUGACGCCGGUGCUGGGCCCGCGGGCGGCCCCGCAGGGUCACCACGUCAUCGCCGUCACCGGCUGCCUCCUCGACUACCAGUACAUCGAGGUGGUGAGCAGCGCCGCGCAGAUCUUCCUGGCGCUCUUCGGCUUCGUCUACGCCUGCUACGUCAGCAAGGUGUUCCUGGAGGAGGAAGACAGCUUCGACUUCAUCGGCGGCUUUGACUCCUACGGCUACCAGGCGCCGCAGAAGACAUCGCACUUGCAGCUCCAGCCCUUGUACACGUGA